CCUGGACCAGCCCAUUACAGGGAAAUCCACUCCCCACGGGGUGAGGCAGGCUAUCCUAUAAAAAAGAGUCUCAGUGCUUGACUUCAGUAUUCCUGGUAGCCAAGCAUUUGUCUGCUCUGGAGAACCUGAUUCUGAGACUCCAGUACAAUGUCUUACUACCAGCAGUGCAAUCAGCCGUGCCAGCCUCCUCCUGUGUGCCCACCCCUGAAGUGCCCUGACCCUUGUCCUCCCCAAGUGUGGCCUGGGCCUUGUCGUCCUAUAGUGUGCUAUGACCCCUGUCUUCCUUCAGUGUGGUCUGGGCCUUGUCGUCCUGUAGUGUGCUAUGAGCAAUGCCCCCCCNAGCCNUGGCAGUCAACAUGCCCUCCUGUGCAAUUUCCACCAUGCCAGCAGAAGUGACCACCCAACAAGUGAGGGCCUCCCAGUCAUCAGGUCCAGGGGAAGUGAAAGAAAUCUGUCUCACCGGCUCACCGACUCCAUAGCAACACUUUCAUCCUCCUUUGAAAGCCUGUCCUGGAUGCAGAAGAAUCUUCUCCACCCUUCAUCCUCCUUGUGCUUAUGAUGUCUCCUCACAGAGAAGUCAUGUUUCUCAGGCUGAUCUGCUGCUUUCCUGGGGCUGCUGAGAAUGAUCUUUUCUCUUGUUUUAGUGCACCAAGGAAGCAAGCACAACAGGUGUCUACUCUGUGCUUUCAGAGGAGCCUUCUCAACCUGCCUGUUACCUGAUCAGGGCAAUGGUCACUGCUGUUUCAUUUCCUGAAAAAGGACCCCUUUGGUGAUGGUCUAAUAAAUACUUUUUUUC
Molecule: messenger RNA, 796 nt
Organism: Mus caroli (Ryukyu mouse)
Lineage: Eukaryota; Metazoa; Chordata; Mammalia; Rodentia; Muridae
Source: RefSeq, a predicted model, not a curated record